AUGACAUUUAUCUUUGACUUUGACAUUUGGCUAAAAUCUUUUAGUUACAGUCAGCUUUGCCCUCAGUUUAUGUCAGUGUCAUUUCUGGGAUCCUUGAAAUUGUGCAUGAUCAAUAAUCUUACGAUUGUUCCAGUCUUGAUCCUGCUUUUCCUGCUCCUUCCCAGUGAUGCUUCAGCUGCUGCAGAACCAUAAUACCUAGUGCUGGUCCCAUCACACCUCUGCACUGGAGUUCCUGAAAAGACCUGUGUCAUCCUUAAUCACCUGAAUGAGACGGUGGCACUGAAAGUAACUCUGAUGUACAAAAUGCAGAAGAGGUCCCUCCUCACAGACCUGGUGACGAAGAGGAACUAUUUCUACUGCACUUCCUUCAUGAUUCCAGAAUUACCAUCUUCCUGGGUGGUCAUUGCUGUGGAGGUAGAGGGGGCAACUCUGCAUUUCACAAAGAGCAAAUCAAUAUAUACAACUACGGCAGAGAACCUAGUCUUUGUCCAGACAGACAAACCCAUAUACAAACCAGGACAAACAGUGAAAUUCCGUGUUGUCUCUAUGGAUGUCAAUUUCCACCCUUUGGAUGAAAUGUUUCCGGUGGUUUAUAUUGAGGACCCCAGGAAGAACCAAAUUUUCCAAAGGCAAAGUCUCAAAUUGCAAGGGGGACUCAACCAACUCUCUUUCCCGCUAUCAGUGGAGCCCAUUCUGGGUUCCCACAAGAUCAUGCUGCAGAGAGAGUCAGGGAAGAAAAUACAGCACUCAUUUGAGAUGAAUGAAUAUGUUUUGCCUAAAUUUGAGGUCCAAGUAACAAUGCCCAAGGUUAUUGGUUUUCUAGAUGAAGAAUUUGUGAUAACAACCUGUGCCUUGUACAGAUAUGGAGAGCCUGUCCCUGGUCUGGUGACACUUAGUGUAUGCAGAAGAUAUUCACUAUGCCGUUCCGACUGCCACAACACAUGUUCACGAAGUAUCUGUGAAGAAUUCAGUCAACAGGCAGACACUGAAGGAUGUUUCACACAACUUGUAAACACUAAAAUAUUUCAGCUGAGACAAAGGUAUGACAUGACGAUACAUGUCAAAGCGAAGGUCAAAGAGGAGGGAACCGGAUUGGAAUUAACUGGUCAUGGAUCAUAUGAAAUCACAGAUACCUUAAGGAUACUGAGAUUUACUAAAGUAGAUUCACAUUACAGAAGUGGACUCCCCUGGUAUGGACAGGUUCUUCUAGUCAAUGAAAACCAUCAGCCAAUCACCAACAAAACUGUAGAUGUUCAUGUGAAUACUAGAUACUAUUUCAGUGCAACUACUGAUGAGCAUGGUUUGGUGAACACUUCCAUGGACACCACCAACUACAUAUCACCUUUUCUCACAAUUUCAGUCAAAUACAAAGAGAGUAACAAUUGUUCUGAUAACUGGUGGCUUGAUGAAUUUCAUACGCAAACAUCUCAUACUGCAAAGCAUUUUUUUUCCCCAAGCAAGAAUUAUAUUCACCUCAAACCUAUUAUUGGUACUUUGACCUGUGGACAAACCCAGGAGAUUCAAGCACACUACAUCCUGAAUAAACAGAUUCUCAGGGAUGAAAAAGAAUUAACCUUCUACUAUUUGAUCAAAGCAAGAGGAAAAAUCUCCCAAUCAGGAAUCCACGUGUUAUCCAUUGAACAAGGAAACAUGAAAGGGGUGUUUUCCUUCUCCUUUCGAGUGGAAUCAGACUCUGCUCCUAGUGCUCAUCUGCUUGUUUACACUGUUUUACCUAAUGGAGAAAUUGUUGCAGACACUGACAAGCUUGAGAUUGACAACUGUUUUGCCAACAAGGUAAAUUUGAGAUUCUCCUCAGCUCAGAGCCUGCCAGCCUCAAACACCCGCCUGAAGGUGACAGCCACCCCCCUCUCCCUUUGUGCCCUCCGUGCUGUAGACCAGAGUGUGCUGCUAAUGAAGCCUGAAGCUGAGCUCUCACCUAAAUCUGUGAGUCCCGUUCCAACCUUGGAGAUCAUGAAAUGCUCACUAAAGAGUCCAUUUACGUUUAGAGCUGGAGGUCCUGCGGAUGAAUAUGAUGAAGAGUGCAACAACGCAAAAGACGCGACUCACAGCGGAAUCACUUCCACACCGAAGCAAGUCCCGGAGGGGGAUGACAUUUACAGUAUCUUCACGUCCAUAGGAUUAGAUAUUUUUACCAACUCAAAAAUCCAUAAGCCAACUUUGUGUCUACCACGAGGAUUGCGUAUCAGCAUAGUAGGAGGACCAGGUCUGCGAGGUGUACCCCCAGGAGCCGUAGAAAUAAUGUACCCAAUGAUCGAAGAAGAACCUCAGAUAUUGCAAGUGAAAGAGAUAGUCCGGAAGUACUUCCCUGAGACCUGGAUCUGGGAUUUGGUGGUAGUUGAUGGUGACCAGGUCCCUGAAACCAUCAUAGAGUGGAAGUCCAGAGCAUUCUGCUUGUCUGGAACCACAGGGUUUGGCCUCUCUCCUAUCGUGUCUCUUCAAGCCUUCCAGCCUUUCUUCCUAGAACUCACCCUUCCUUAUUCUGUGGUGCGAGGAGAAGCCUUCACACUCAAAGCCACUGUGUUUAACUACUUGUCCACCUGCAUUCGGGUCGUUGUGCAGCUGGAGGUCUCUUCCGCUUUCCUGGCUGUUCCAACAGAGAAGAAUGAAGAAUCUCACUUUGUCUGUAGAAAUGGGCGGAAAACCGUGUCCUGGGUUGUGACUCCGAAGUCACUGGGAAAGGUGAAUUUCACAGCCACUGCAGAAGCCAUGCAUUCUCAGGAAGUGUGUGACAAUGAGUUGACUGACGUCCCACCACUUGCGCAGAAGGACACUGUGGUCAAGCCCUUACUAGUUGAGCCUGAAGGAAUAGCAAAGGAGGAAACUUUCAACACGCUGCUCUGUGCAUCAGAUACUGGAGUACCUGAAAAGGUGUCACUGAAUGUUCCUUCAAAUGUGGUUGAAGGAUCUCCAAGGGCAACAUAUUCAGUUUUAGGUGAUAUACUAGGCUCUGUAGUGCAAAACCUUCAGAACCUUCUUCAGAUGCCCUGUGGUUGUGGAGAGCAGAAUAUGGUCCUUUUUGUCCCUAACAUUUAUGUUCUAAACUAUCUAAAUGAGACACAACAGCUGACAGAGAAGAUCAAGGCCAAAGCCACUAGCUACCUCAUCAGUGGGUACCAAAGGCAAUUGAAUUAUAAGCACAGAGAUGGUUCCUACAGCACCUUUGGGGACAAUGAUGGUAGCAGUCAGGGAAACAAGAGGCUCACUGCAUUCGUGCUCAAGUCCUUUGCUCAAGCCCAAUCAUACGUCUCUGUGGAGAGCUCACACAUCAGGGAUGCCCUCACCUGGCUUUCACAGGGACAAAAGGCAGAUGGUUUUUUCAAAGGCUCUGGAUCAUUGCUCAACAAUGCCAUUAAGUCUCUCUGCCUCUGAUCCUUACACGGUGGGGUGAACGAUGAGGUGACAUUCUCUGCCUACAUCACCAUUGCUUUGCUGGAGAUGCCUCUGCCUGCCACUCAUGCAGUGGUCUGCAGUGCCCUAUCCUGCCUUGAAACGGCCUGGAGCUCCACCUCAGAGGACCAAGGAAGUGCUGUCUAUACCAAAGCGUUGUUGGCCUAUGCCUUUGCCCUAGCAGGAAACAAAGUCAAGCGAAGAGAGUUGCUUGAAUCAUUAAACAGAGAGGCUGUGAAAGAAGAGGAUUCGAUCCACUGGCAACGUCCUGGGAAACUUCACGAAGCUAAGAUCCUCUAUUCUCAACCCUGGGCUCCCUCUGCGGAAGUAGAGAUGACAACUUAUGUGCUCCUUACCUAUCUUACUGUCCAGCCUGCCCCAUCUUCAGAGGACCUGUCUGUGGCAUCACGUAUUGUGAAGUGGAUUACCAAGCAGCAAAAUCCCCAAGGGGGCUUCUCCUCCACUCAGGACACAAUGGUGGCUCUUCAAGCACUCUCCAAAUAUGGAACAGCAACUUUCACUAAAAGUGAGAAAGCAGCUUUGGUCACCAUCCAGUCUUCAGACACCUUUUCUAAAGACUUCCAAGUAGAUGAUGGCAACCGCCUAGUGCUGCAGGAGGUCCGGUUGCCAGAGGUUCCAGGGGAGUACAGCACAACCAUGUCAGGGUCGGGAUGUGUGUACCUACAGACAUGCCUGAGAUAUAACAUCCUUCCCAAGAAAGAAGGGAAAACACCCUUUGCUCUGCAGGUUAAUACUCUCCCCACAAAUUGUGAUGGAAUGGAUGCUCACAGAACGUUCCAGAUUCACAUCAACAUUAGUUAUACUGGGGACCGACCCAGUUCCAACAUGGUCAUUGUUGAUGUGAAGAUGGUAUCAGGCUUCAUACUUAUGAGAGCAUCAGUUAAAAAGCUCCAGAAACAGCCUCAGAUUCAGAGGACUGAAGUGAGCACCAACCAUGUCCCAAUCUACUUUGAAAAGCUAACCCAUCAAACCCUGCAUUUUUCCUUCUUUGUGGAACAAGACAUCCAAAUAAAGAAUUUAAAACCAGCUACAGUAGAAGCCUAUGAUUAUUAUGAGACAGAUGAAUUCACCUUUGAAGAAUACAAUGUCCCUUGCAGUGCUGGUAAAGUAUAA
Messenger RNA from Gorilla gorilla gorilla (western lowland gorilla), 4542 nucleotides. It is a transcript of the gene PZP2P, whose product is annotated as pregnancy zone protein-like. Lineage: Eukaryota; Metazoa; Chordata; Mammalia; Primates; Hominidae. Gene Ontology annotation, cellular component: extracellular region. Gene Ontology annotation, molecular function: protease binding; endopeptidase inhibitor activity. The record is from RefSeq and is a predicted model, not a curated record.